AUGGCGCACAAAGAGGAAAAGAAGACAAGCAUGCACCUGAGUCGGAUCCAGCAAGGGAAAGAUGAGUCAUUGAGAAGUUAUGUAAAGAGAUUCAACUUAGAAGCAGGGCAGAUUCCAGAUUUGCCGGAUGGGGUGGCGUUUGACAAUUUCAUCAGGGGACUUAAGAAGGGUUCCUUCAAGUUUGAUCUGGUGAAGAAAAGUGUGUGGACUAUGGCCGAAGUGUUAGAUGAGGCCGAGGCCUUCAUCCAUGCAAGUGAAAUUUGUAGCGUUCCAAAAGAACCCCGGGGAAGUGACACCGCUGAACCAGAGGCAAAGAAAGAAAAGUUUGGGAAAAAGACCCGACCUAAUGGGACGUGGGCUAUUGCAAAAGAGUCGGAUAGAGUUUUAGCGGCGGCCGGACAGAAGAGGUCCAGAACUUAUGGCCGAGAACGCUUUGAAUAUAACACAGAUCUGUACACCAUCCUAAUGGGCGUUGGUUCCAAAUUUGAGAUUGACCGUCCGUUCCCAAUGAAAUCGCCGCCCGAAAGUAGGGACCCUAAACUAUACUACCACUUUCAUAGUGACAUUGGGCAUGAUACCAAGGAAUGCAAAAGUCUCAAUAGAGCACUGGACGGCCUCGCCGCCAAGGGAUUUUUAAAGAACUACACAAGCAGAAACACUGGAGGGUCGGGAAAGCAAUUUUACAAAAAGAACAAGUCACCUCCUUCUGAGGACGACGGAAAUCGAACUGACCCCGAGUAUGUGGCCGUCAUAUCAGGUGGACUAGCCGCUGGAGUGCUAACCAUGAGAGGUCACAAAGAUUAUGCCAAGCGGCUGGGGCAAGUGAUGUUGUCUGGAAAAGCUACAGCUGAUCAGUUUCCUAAAGUAGAGAUCGGUGAGGCCGAUCGGGGAAAAAUAGCUACUCCACAUGACGACCCAUUGGUGAUCGAGCUGAAAAUUGCCAAUCUGAGAGUUACGCGCAUUCUGGUUGAUACAGGGAGUUCGUCGGACAUCAUCAGCUUCGAAUGUUUAAAUCGGUUGCAGCAUGACUCCUCCAAGAUAGAAAAGAUUCAUUUUCCGAUUAUCGGCUUUGGGGGUAGUGUCAUACACCCCGUCGGUAUCAUCUCCCUUCCACCCCGGAUGGGAAGUAAGAGGGAAUCCUGUCAAAUGGACGGCAAAAGCUGUCUGUAA
Messenger RNA from Spinacia oleracea (spinach), 1170 nucleotides. RefSeq lists its product as uncharacterized. Bases 1 to 1170 code for a protein of 389 amino acids. NCBI's taxonomy places the organism in Eukaryota, Viridiplantae, Streptophyta, Magnoliopsida, Caryophyllales, Amaranthaceae. The record is from RefSeq and is a predicted model, not a curated record. The transcript is spliced from 2 exons.